GAUACUUCAUAAGCACCAGUUCCCUGAUCUGCUCUCCAUCAGACCUGCACCAUGAGCUCUGAGCACGCCUAUGACCAAACCAUCCCAUACCCACAGGUGUUCAUUGUGGAUCGAGGGGGGCAUCCCAACCCACAUGGCACACUUCCAAACCUGGUACCAUGCUGGUCCUUCCCUCCAGCUCAUGAAACUGUGACAAGACCUGAGAGGAGUCGUGGCUGCAUGGGGGCCAGCUCCAGACUGGUUGGUGUGGUACUACUGUUGUUCGCACUGGUGUUUGCAAGCCUGGGGAUGGGAGCUAUGUGGACCGUGAACUUGCAGAAACAGUUGAAAGACAUGAGAAAGAUGGUUAAUGUGCUGAACAGCAGCACAGAGAAUAUGAUCAAUGCACCACAGAAGCAAAUAGGCCUGUAUGACCCUCCGUUGAAAGAAGAUAAAAAAGUGGACAAGGAUAGACCAGCAGCUCAUGUUAUGUGGCAUCCUGAAAAUGUUGCCACCCAAAAGACAUUACGCUGGGAUCCGAGUGUGGGCCGGGCCUUCACCGCUGGAGGAGUGUCCUACAUGAUGGAGGACAGUGCUCUGCAGGUGAAUCAAACAGGAUUGUAUUACAUUUACUCCAGAGUGGAGCUUCUCUUCAGGACCUGCCUCUCCACAUCCUUCGAGCACACUGUGUUUGUGAGGAGACCCGGCCGCAAUUCACCUUUGACCCUAAUGAAGUCCCACAGAAAGGGUUACUGCCCGCCGAAGCAGGAGGCUUGGACCACUGACAGCUUCCUUGGCUCUGCUUUACAUCUGCAGAAAGACGACAGAGUGUUAGUGGACGUGUCGCACCCACAUUUACUUAGUCAUGAACAUUAUGCCAACUUUUUUGGACUUUACAAGAUCUGAUGGUCUGCUUCAAGAGUGAUCAUUUAUCAUGAAACAUCUGAUCAGAGUCUGACUUUUGUAAGUGUAGAUUU
Molecule: messenger RNA, 956 nt
Organism: Periophthalmus magnuspinnatus
Lineage: Eukaryota; Metazoa; Chordata; Actinopteri; Gobiiformes; Gobiidae
Gene: faslg
Product: Fas ligand (TNF superfamily, member 6)
Exons: 4
Coding region: 52-885 (277 amino acids)
Biological process (GO): immune response; extrinsic apoptotic signaling pathway via death domain receptors; positive regulation of canonical NF-kappaB signal transduction
Cellular component (GO): membrane
Molecular function (GO): tumor necrosis factor receptor binding
Source: RefSeq, a predicted model, not a curated record